This is a messenger RNA of Eucalyptus grandis, 2839 nucleotides long. RefSeq lists its product as uncharacterized. The transcript has 12 exons. Gene Ontology annotation, cellular component: nucleus. NCBI's taxonomy places the organism in Eukaryota, Viridiplantae, Streptophyta, Magnoliopsida, Myrtales, Myrtaceae. The record is from RefSeq and is a predicted model, not a curated record. Gene Ontology annotation, biological process: DNA repair. Gene Ontology annotation, molecular function: zinc ion binding; hydrolase activity, acting on acid anhydrides, in phosphorus-containing anhydrides; nucleic acid binding. Bases 188 to 2602 code for a protein of 804 amino acids.
UUUCUUGCAUCCGGAGAUGCCCUAUUUUUCUGGCAACAGCCAUGCCCGCUUCAUUGAAUUGUAAUAAUUCAUCUGGAUCCAGGCUCAAUCUUUUUCCAAGGAGCCUGCCACCGAUCCUGGUGGUGAACCAGAGUUGCCAAAUGUUUUGCCCAUUAACAAUUCCGACACCAUCUGUAAUUUGCCAAGCAUGAGGUGCAGACUUCCUCAUCCACUCACUCAUGUGCAUCCAGCUGAAAAGGUUGUGAGCUCAGAGAUUGAUGGGAAAGGAGCAUGUGUUUCUGCCCAUGCUGGAAACUUAUCUCAAAGAGGCAACAAAUAUCUUGAGAAUGCCGAUCGAAUCACCUCUAAUCUAAACCGGGUGCCUCCAGAAACUGGCCCUUGUUUCAAUUCCACCGCAAAUGAUGAAAAUAGGCGCAGCUUCUGUCCACCUCCAGGGAUGAAUUUCUGCCUCAAUCGUCUUGAAUCUAUUGGACAAGGUUCUUUUGGUUGUAGUUCUGAAAUUUCCUUGGCAGAACUUAUCUAUCCUGUCGAAAGCAUUGCGCAGAUAUUCAUUGCAACGUUCACGUGUGACAUUGCGUGGUUUCUAUCCUACUGUCGAAUUCCUGACCAUUUGCCAGUGACCAUUGCUUGUCACAACACUGAUAGAUGUUGGAGCUCAAGCCCUGAGCAAAGAACCCUUGUACCUUAUCCAGAAUUCCCAAAGCUUGUUGUGGUAUAUCCCCCUUUCCCUGAGAUCAUUGCUUUUGGUGGAGAUCGAAAGAAGCAGGGAAUCGCAUGUCAUCAUCCAAAACUUCUUGUUUUUCAAAGAGAGGAUCGGAUUCGUAUCAUCAUUACUUCUGCCAAUUUGGUUGCCAAACAGUGGACUGGCAUUACCAAUACUGUGUGGUGGCAAGAUUUUCCUCGUAGAAGUGCUCCUGAUUUCUCAUCUUUGUUCACCCAAAUUUCUGAUGAUGAAAUAACACAAGGUGUAAAAUCUGAUUUUGCUGCUCAACUAGCAGGGUUUAUGGCAUCUCUUGUGAUUGAUGCACCUUCUCAGGCUCAUUGGGUUGUUGAGUUGGCAAAAUAUGACUUUAACAAGGCUAUGGGAUAUCUAAUCGCAUCAGUGCCUGGAAUCCAUUCUUGUAUGCCACAAGACACUUUGGAUCUGACUGAUUUUUUGUCUGACAAUCACAGCACGUCAUGUUUAGUGUUUCCAAAGCACAUUGCCAUGGUUAAGGCAUCCAUUGCUGGCGUAAGUCACCUAUUGCAUGCGGUAGCAGACUCAGAUGGUGCAACUCUACGGAAAUUAGCUUCUUUCCUCUCAGAUUCUCAUAUUAAUGCAUCUGGGAUGCUGGAAACAACUCUAAGAAGAGAAACAAAUAUACCUGCCGAUUACAAUGCAGUCAGCAUUCUUGUUCGAAAUCCCAAUAACUUCUUCAAGGGAGAUUGCAUCCGAGUAGGAUUUCUACCUAGAAAUUUUGCAAAGUGGGUAUCCCCCUUGUGGGAUGAUGGUUUUUUCGGUUUUUCUGGCUAUGUUUAUCCAAAGGAGGUGCUUGCUGCUGCUCUUGGAGGAAAUAACAAGAAAGUAUCAUUGAUACUACAUGUAUUUCAGGGGCCUUCUUUUUCCGACAUGCCAAAGUUGAUGCAGCAUCAUCAUGUAAAUGCCUUGUGCUAUUUCAUUGCUUCUAUUGAAAGGUGUAGAGGACUUUAUAGACUGCGUGAGGUCUUAGGUCAAUACAGGUGGCCUGAAUCACUAGAAAGUGACUUUGUUUAUGGUUCAUCCUCCAUCGGUACAUCAAUCAAUGCGCAAUUCUUGGCUGCUUUUUCGGCUGCUGCUGGAAAGAGAUCUUUGCAAUCAUCUGAUUCUGAGGAGUCAGAUCCAGAGUGGGGAUUUUGGACUGCUAGUCAAGAAUUGAAGAAUCCAUCCAUUAGAAUUAUUUUUCCCACUAUUGAGAGGGCGAAGACAGCUAUUAAUGGAAUUUCAGCUUCAAAGCAGAUUCUUUGCUUCUCAGAGAAAACAUGGCAAAAGUUGAAGACUGCAGACAUACUCUAUGAUGCAAUUCCUUAUCCUUCCUAUAGGAUUGGCCACCCAAUUCAUGCAAAGGUGGCAAUGAGGCGCUUUAAGUCCAGGGCAAGUGCAUGUUCUUUUGGUUGGGUUUAUUGUGGAUCACAUAAUUUCAGUGCAGCUGCUUGGGGGAGGUUGAUUUCCAAUCAAUCUGAUGGAAAGUUUAACACACCUGGUCGAAGCAACUUCGAUUUGAAGAAGCUUCACAUUUGCAACUAUGAACUUGGGAUACUGUUUGUUGUUCCUCCGACGGAGACACGGGCUAGAACGAAGGGCAGCCACAUAGACUUAGACAAUAUAGUUUUGCCGUUUGUCAUGCCUGCUCCUAAAUAUAGGUCUUGUGACAGGCCGGCAACAGCAAAAGCUGUGAGGGAGGCGGGGGUUGAAAUAAGUGGGUUGGGGACAGAACUUUCAGAAGUAUCAUCUAUUGACGAAAUCAUGGAAGAGAACCUCGAUGAAGAGGAAUUAAUUGAGGUUAAUGACCAAAUCGCUACAGAAGAGGAGAACGAAUUUGCUAAUCAGCUUUGGAGCCAGGUUGAUGCAUCCCAGAGCUGCUAAUGCUUUCCAUCUUUCAGCAGAAGAUGCAAAGUUCGUUUCGUGAACGUUUCUGCAAAAGAUGAAAUUUUCCAAUAAACUAAAAUCAAUUUAGACAUUGCAUUUUUUCACCAUUAAUUUGGCCUCAUCUGUACACAAUUCAUUGUAAAAAUGAUUGACCUAAUUAUAUGAAGGUCCUGUACAAUAUCCGAAAGAUUCUUUGUACUGCUCUAGUCUACAUGGAAGUGUAGUUAUACCCCA